This is a messenger RNA of Aspergillus niger, 522 nucleotides long. RefSeq lists its product as uncharacterized. The record is from RefSeq and is a predicted model, not a curated record. The transcript is spliced from 4 exons. NCBI's taxonomy places the organism in Eukaryota, Fungi, Ascomycota, Eurotiomycetes, Eurotiales, Aspergillaceae. The coding region runs from base 1 to 522 and encodes 173 amino acids.
AUGCAACAGAAGUAUGAUAGAUCUCAUGGAAUCCUCAGGUUCCCCCUUUUCGGGAUUGCCCAUCAAUGUGGCAGAGUGGCCUUCUGCCUCUUCAUUGGCUGUUCGCCUGGAGCAUGGCCCUCCCAGCCAGCCAUACAGAGUAAAGUGCUCGUCAGCUCACCGCGCCGGUACCGUCCCGCUGUCAUACUAAGCGGUGGGAAUGGAUGGGGUCAACUCGAGAAGCUAAAGUUAACCAUCCUAGACUAUGGGAUUACUAGUACUAUUCGCCUGCCAUCCAUCCACCAAAACCUUGCCCUCGGAGCUAUUUGUUCGAUCGGAUACAACGUUGCUGCGAUUGGGCGAUCUAGGCUGAUCACUCUGUGCUCGAUUGGUGUGGGAACUGGGAAGGGGGGGAACAAUAAACUUCGUCAAAUGUUCAAGACGAUCGGAUCCAGAUCAUCGUGCAGUCAUCUCUGCAGGUCACCACCACCCUCCAUCGGCGUCUCCGAGAAAAUCUUCCAGGCUUCUAUUUUCCCUGCCUAG